Molecule: messenger RNA, 2461 nt
Organism: Oncorhynchus tshawytscha (Chinook salmon)
Lineage: Eukaryota; Metazoa; Chordata; Actinopteri; Salmoniformes; Salmonidae
Product: calcium/calmodulin-dependent protein kinase kinase 1
Exons: 16
Coding region: 91-1680 (529 amino acids)
Biological process (GO): CAMKK-AMPK signaling cascade; protein phosphorylation; activation of protein kinase activity
Molecular function (GO): ATP binding; protein kinase activity
Source: RefSeq, a predicted model, not a curated record
GGCUGGCCCAGACCACGUUGAUGCUGUUGUGCCCACGCCGCCUCCCUCCUCCCCUUUUACUCCGGCGUUCCCCCAUUGCUUCUUCCAGUGAUGGCUAUGAGUACCGACCCGGGCUGCAGAAGGGACGACUCUGACCCUGACUCAAUGACCCCUGACCCCAGUAACCUCACCGCCAUGAUGGCCGCAGUCGCCAUGAAGACCACCGAGAUAGACGUCUCACCGGCCAAUGGCGUGAGGAACGGGGCUCAGCAGGACGGAGCUAAAAGGGGCCCUCCUUCGCGGGCGCACCUCUCAGGGAGGAAGCUGUCGCUACAGGAACGAGGGACGUACCCAUCAGAGGGGACUCACGUCUCCCCCCGUGUGGCACGCAGACCCACGGUGGAGUCCAAGCAGGUCUCCAUCUCAGAUGCAGAGGACUGUAUCCAGCUGAACCAGUACAAGCUGAAGAAUGAGAUCGGCAAGGGCUCCUACGGGGUUGUCAAACUGGUCUACAAUGACAAUGAUGACAAUCACUAUGCCAUGAAGGUGGUGUCCAAGAAGAAGCUGAUGAAGCAGUAUGGAUUUCCACGUCGCCCUCCUCCGAGAGGUCCCAAGGCUGCAGUCCAGGGGGAGCAGCCCAAAGUCCUAGGCCCCCUGGAGAGGGUGUACCAGGAGAUCGCCAUCCUCAAGAAGCUGGACCAUCUCAACAUAGUCAAACUGGUGGAGGUGUUGGAUGAUCCUGCAGAGGACAACCUUCACAUGGUGUUUGAUUUGAUGCCAAAAGGUCCAGUGAUGGAGGUCCCUACAGACAGCCCCUUCACUGAGGACCAGACACGCCUCUACUUCAGAGACAUCGUCUUGGGCAUGGAGUACUUGCACUACCAGAAGAUAGUCCACCGGGACAUCAAGCCUUCUAACCUGCUGCUGGGUGAUGACAGUCAUGUGAAGAUUGCCGACUUUGGGGUCAGUAACCAGUUUGAGGGCAACGAUGCCUUGCUCUCCUCCACGGCUGGGACUCCUGCCUUCAUGGCUCCAGAGACCCUGUCAGACAUCCGCCAGAGCUUCAGUGGCAAGGCGUUGGACGUAUGGGCCAUGGGAGUAACUCUCUACUGCUUUGUGUUUGGGAAGUGUCCGUUCAUUGAUGAAUACAUCCUGGUUCUACACAAUAAGAUCAGGACUAAAUGUGUGGAGUUCCCAGAGUCGCCAGAGAUUAGUGAAGAGCUGAAGACUCUGAUCCAGAGAAUGUUGGACAAGAACCCAGACACCAGGAUCACCAUACCUGAGAUCAAGUUGGACCCGUGGGUGACCCAGGAUGGUUGUGACCCCUUACCUCUAGAGGAGGAACACUGUACCGUGGUGGAGGUCACCGAGGAGGAGGUGCAGAACUCUGUCAAGUUUGUCCCCAGCCUUUCUGCCGUGAUCCUGGUUAAGGCCAUGCUGAGGAAGAGGUCGUUCGGUAACCCCUUUGAGUGUCCCAGAAGUAGAGAGGAGAGGUCCAUGUCUGCACCUGGCAACCUGUUAAUGGAUGUGUGGCCGUUCCGCCACUCUUUAAAACUCCACCCCUCUCUAAGGAAGGGCAGCAGUGGAGAGGGCAGUAGGGAGGGAGAGCUAGAAGACCUGGAUGAAGAUGAACCCUCUUCUCCAGUCAGCACGGCCCAGCUUAGCUCCACACAGGCGUCUGAGCCACCUCCUCCCCUUUAAGAACUACAUGCCAUUCCCCUUUAAACCCCCAUCUGUGCAUUGCCUCUCUCCCAUUAAAUAUAUAAUGCACUCCACUCUUAUGUUCCUGUCCCUCAUCUUCAUCCUUCCCUGAUCUCACCUCACUCCGUCAUCGUGUGUAAUUACCCAAAGAAACACAGAGAACUCCGACAGCACUGGAGACCGUACUCAUGGGUUGUUCACUGGUAAACUCAAGACUACUGGAAUCUCUACUGACUGUCUGUCUGUCUGUCUGUCUGUCUGUCUGUCUGUCUGUCUGUCUGUCUGUCUGUCUGUCUGUCUGUCUGUCUGUCGCCAUGAUGUCACUGUGAAGAAGAGGACUUGCGUUUUGUUUUGUUAUGUUUUGUUGUCACAAUCAAUGACGAACGUCAUCACCGUUCAGAGACUCUAUUGAGUCAUCCUUCACAGUCAAUGGACAAUAGGUUUUCCCUAACAGCCUCUUGAGGCAUCCUUCACAGUGAUGGACAAUAGGUUCCCUAACAGCCUCUUGAGGCAUCCUUCACAGUGAUGGACAAUAGGUUCCCUAACAGCCUCUUGAGGCAUCCUUCACAGUGAUGGACAAUAGGUUUUCCCUAACAGCCUCUUGAGGCAUCCUUCACAGUGAUGGACAAUAGGUUUUCCCUAACAGCCUCUUGAGGCAUCCUUCACAGUGAUGGACAAUAGGUUCCCUAACAGCCUCUUGAGGCAUCCUUCACAGUGAUGGACAAUAGGUUCCCUAACAGCCUCUUGAGGCAUCCUUCACAGUGAUGGACAAUAGGUUUUC